AGUUUUCCCAUAAAAAUCUUAUUUUUCUAUGUACAGUUUUACCAGAACUCUAUCGGAUUUCAUAAAUUUGAUCUUUCUGGAUUUGUACAUUUUUUCUUGAAUUUAGAUGUAAUUUACUCUAUUUUUCGCAUGAAUUUAUUUUCUGCCAAUUUUCAAAAAUAUAAUCCUUUUUCGUUUCAAUUGCCACUAAAUUAGUGGAAACUAACUGGAGUUAAUAGUAACGGGAAAAGGGUUAACCAUAGUUCAUUAAUGUGUGUGUUUGAUUGGGUGUAGUACAGGCUGAGUUAUAUAAAAGGCAGAGAUGGAGAAAAAUUCGAGAGAGGGAUUAUUAUUGAGAUCAUCUCAUCAUAAUCAGAAGAGACAAAGUCAGCUGCUACGACGACGUCAUCUAAUUUCGUGUUACAAUGGGGGAACCGGAAAAGACUUUGGUGCAUGAAGGUACAAAAUAAGAAUAUCAACAACAACAAUAAUACUGACUCGGCCGAUUUGGUGGCGGUUCAGAGAAACCCGCUUCGAGUUGAUCGACUUGUUGUGAGAUCCGAUUUAAACAAAGACUCCGGCAAUCAACCCACUGUUGUGGGUGCUAAUGGUAACUGUUAUUUAAAUCUCCGGCAGAGAGCGGCCUCCCCUUCUCAUCGAAUUCUCAGGAAUUCAAACUGCGAUGAGAGAAAGGAGCAACGGGUUAAGAGGGAUGGCUUCUUCGGACAAGGUGGGUACGCACGAUAAGCGAGGAAGCAGUGCUGCGCACGUUAACAACCACCACCAGCAUCAAAACGCUAAGACCAAUAAUGAUGAUGCUAACAACAAUCACCACCACCAAGGCGCUGGAGGAGGUGGGUCUGCAUCGCCGGAAACUGCGCACGAUAGCAAGAAAGGAGGAGGAGGAGGAGGAGGAGGAGGUGGGUCUUCAUCAGGAAGCGAGGCGCUUCCGAUGGUGUGGCCACCGAAGUUUGUGAUCGGGUUAACAAACAAGGAGAAAGAAGAGGAUUUCAUGGCCAUCAAAGGCUCAAAGCUACCUCAACGACCCAAGAAAAGAGCCAAGUUCAUUCAACGUACUCUCAAUCUGAUUAGUCCAGGGGCAUGGCUAUGUGAUUUAUCGUUGGAGCGAUAUGAAGUUAGAGAGAAAAAAGUAUCCAAGAAGAGACCAAGAGGGCUCAAAGCUAUGGGAAACAUGGAAUCUGACUCGGAAAAUGGGAGUGGAGAACGAUCAAGGGCAAAGCUGAUAUUAAACUCAAUUUGUAAGGGUAAAAUGCUAAGUUGAUAUAUUAGAUGUUUUCCACACAACUCCGGAAGCAUCUCUCAUUCUCAAAGAAGCAAUGCCGAAGUUGAAGCGUCGCAGAGCCGUUUUUAUCUAAGACAAAGAAGAAGGGGAAGGAGCACAAAGAAAACAUUGUUAAUUCAAUAGGGGAAUGUGCCGAAAAGUAUAGUUCAGUGUAUUUGUGAAAAUUUUGACUUAUUUAGAGUUGCUACUUAAUUUAUUUGAAAAGAAAUUUAGAAAACCUUUUAAAGUUACUUAAACGAUCCAAAAUAAAAAAAAUCAUUUAAGUUUGAA
Capsicum annuum is the source of this 1552-nucleotide messenger RNA. RefSeq lists its product as uncharacterized. The transcript is spliced from 6 exons. The record is from RefSeq and is a predicted model, not a curated record. The coding region runs from base 662 to 1261 and encodes 199 amino acids. NCBI's taxonomy places the organism in Eukaryota, Viridiplantae, Streptophyta, Magnoliopsida, Solanales, Solanaceae.